GAGAGAAGAGAGAACGUGUGGGGGAGAGAGAGAGAGCGACAUGGACUGAGUGAUUCAGGAUGUCAGGCUGAGGCUGAGCCAGGGUUCGUGCACAGCUACUGCUGUCACUCUUUAACUAGUAUGUAAUGAGCUAACUUACGCUGCGCUCCUGUAGUACGUAGUUGUAGGAGUGUUUCUCGACUGGUACUCGUCUGUUUGGUUUCUCCUAUUCUACAAGUGCACGCUGCUGCUGCUGUAAGCUACAACAGCGCCACGCCGUAAGACCCAUGUCAAACAGCGCUGCUCGCUGAGCGGAGCGGCUGCUGCCUCGGCUCCGAAACACCACCGAGGGUAAGAGAGGCUUGAGUCGGUGUCAGCGUGGAUGUGGAUGUGGAGGUGAACACGAAUGAGACGGAUAAACGGUUCGCUUGUCCUUUAUUUUAAUCACCGACUGACACAAGAAAGGAGCUGUGUUGUGUCCAGCCAUGGAAGAGGGACGGAGAUUUCUGCACGGAUGCUCUUCUUUCUUGCCUUAACUCUCCUUAAACGGACUAAAUGGACACGAUGCUGCUCGCCUCCGCCGCGGUGGUGUGGGAAUGGCUGAACGAGCACGGACGCUGGCGGCCCUACAGCCCGGCCGUGUCUCAUCACAUCGAGGCGGUGAUACGAAGCGAUCCCCGGGGCGGCAGCGUCGUGCUAGGCCAAGUCGACAACCGCCUCUCGCCCUAUAUCAUCGACUUGCACUCAAUGCACCAGUUCAGACAGGACACAGGUACGUUAAGGCCAGUACGUCGGAGUUUCUAUGAUCCUACUUCAGCACCUGGCCAGGGCUGGCUGUGGGAGUGGGAGAAUGAUACUGGUUCUUGGACGCCGUACGACAUGGAGGUCUGCAUUGCUCUCCAGGCAGCGAAAGAUCGCCAGCAACCCUGGCUGGACAUGGCACCACUUGGCUUUUGCUACCUCGUGGACUUCCAGAGCAUGACUCAGGUCAACCGGCAAACACAGAGACGCCGCCGCAUUCAGAGACGUUCUGACAUAGCUUACCCGCUGGUCUCUGGGCCCUUGCCAAAAGCCUCCCAGGGUUGGAGUACUGGUGCUGGAGGGGCUGCUGGCGGAGUGACCUUAGGUGGAGGCUCCACUGGAGCACUUCUGGGGGUAGGAGUGUCUGGCGCUAGCUCAACUGAUAACGGGAGUGCAAUCUAUCCUAGUGGAACUCUUUCAAUGUCGUCCCUUGCUCCACCUGGACAGCCAUGUGCCUGCCAACAGUGUAUGCUAGUCUUAAGUGUGAAGGCAAAUGCCAUGUCUUCACACACAUUGGGGCGCAGAGCUCCGCCAACAAGGCCGCCAAGUCCUAAAUCCAGCCUAGGAACACUUCCGUCCUUGUCAAUGACUUCAUCUAUGUCUAAUUCAUAUUCACAAACACUGCCUCAUGGGCUGUCCUUUAACCGCUCCCUCUCACAAGAACGAAAGAAUGCCGCUGCCUUUGCUCACUCUCUAUCCAUGCUCACCUCAAACACUGCCACACUUUCACUGUCCUCCAAUCGCCCACCUCCUCCGCCUUUACCCCCUCCUCCGCCUCCACAGGCGUCCAACCAGCAGCCUUCAACCGUGCCAAACUGCUCGUCGUCGACAUCUCCUCCCUCUGUGCCAACUGCAACGCUCAUCACUGUGGCGUCAAGCAACACUUCAUGUUCGCCUUCAACAACAGUUCCGCCUCAGCGUUCCGCGGCCUGUGCCGCUCCUCUGCCUCCUCGUGCCAGUCUUGCAGGGCUGAGCCGGCCAGCACUGCAGAGAAUUGCCAUGGCGCAAUCCCGUGCGCUUAUUGCCUCCGGAGUACCGACAGUACCAGUGAAGAACCUCAAUGGAUCCAGCCCUGUACAUCCAGCGUUAGCAGGGAUCACAGGUAUACUGAUGAGUGCGGCAGCACUGCCUGUGUGUUUGACUCGUCCUCCUAAACUGGUGCUGCACCCUCCUCCUGUCAGUAAGGGUGACAUCAAACCCAUCCCUGGCCUUGGACACUGCUGCCGCAAAACCACCAAAAAGCAGGCUCGCAAGGGCAAGACUCCAGAAGAAGUGGUGAAGAGGUACUUGCAGAAAGUCCGGAAUCCUCCUGAAGAGGACUGCACUAUCUGUAUGGAAACUCUGACCGGCCCUUCAGGGUAUAAAGGCCCAGGCGUGGGUGGUGUAUCGCGUGCGGAGUCAGUGGGUCGACUGGCACAAUGUGGCCAUCAGUACCAUCUGCAGUGCUUGGUCGCCAUGUACAACAAUGGCAACAAAGACGGCAGCCUGCAGUGCCCCACGUGUAAGACCAUCUAUGGUGUGAAAACGGGCAACCAGCCACCUGGCAAGAUGGAGUACCAUGUCAUCCCACACUCACUCCCAGGACACCCUGAUUGCAAAACCAUUCGCAUCAUUUAUAACAUACCACCUGGCAUACAGGGCCCAGAGCACCAGAACCCGGGAAAGCCGUUUACUGCACGAGGAUUUCCACGCCACUGCUAUCUUCCAGACAGUGAGAAAGGAAGAAAGGUAUUGAGGCUUUUGCUGGUAGCUUGGGACAGGCGGCUAAUCUUCUCAGUGGGCACCUCCAGCACCACUGGCGAGUCAGACACUGUCAUCUGGAAUGAAGUCCAUCACAAGACAGAGUUUGGUUCCAACCUGACAGGCCAUGGCUACCCUGAUCCAGGCUACCUUGACAAUGUGCUGGAAGAGCUAAAGGCCCAAGGCAUCGCUGAGGAGGAUGGACAGCAGCUGUGAGGAGCAGGAGAAAGGAGCAGGGGGAGUCCGGGGUUCAAACAAAAGAAGAAGGCUGGAUUGCUGGGAAGUGGACUUCUUGAAUGGGGGAGGGAUUACUGGACAGUUUUUGUGGUUGGAGGGUAGGGGUGCUUUUUAUUUGGUAGGAUUUUUAGGGCACAAAUGUGUGUCUGUGUGUGUUUGUGAGAGUAAGCGUGAUAGAGAAAGAGCAUGAAAUGAUAGCAGUGACUUCUGAGGAAAUAUAACAGAUCAGAAGUUGCUUGUUGCUAUAUCAGCCUAGUAUUACAAAAGUCGGUACAUUUAAUGACUGCCCAGGUGUGCCAAGCUGGACAGCUAUUCUCCCUCUGAGCUGAGUUCCACUCAUAGACUAACGCUUCAGCUUGUAACAUACAGAUGAUCCAGAAGAUCUGGAUAAGCCAGAAUGGGUGUGUUUGAUUGUACUGUGCACUCUUGAAGAGAUCUCAUAUUUACGUGCUUAUAGAUCCAAAUGGGUAGGUUUGGGUAACAAGUUAUAGUUAAAGAGUUUAGUGCCGUAGCACUAAUAGCAUUGAACUAGUACAGUAAAGUAGGCUGUAAUUGAAAGGUGUAUUGAAUUGAAAGUUUCAUAGAAUGAUGGAAAUGAAGAAAUGUUGUAUGAAAGAUUAGAAUGGUAAAGUAAUGAAAUGACAGACAGACAUAUAGAAGGGACUGAGAGAAGGAAUGAGUAAUGGAAAGGCCAAAGAAAGUAGUUUUAACCCCAUUUGCUAAGAAAAGGCACUUGUCUAGUGGAAGCCGUAAUGAGAGAUUGUGCCUGUGUGUGUGUUUGUGUGCGAGUGCUAAAAAGUCAGAUGUGAGGAGAAAGACAAAUAAACCUGCUUGUGCCCUCAAAUGAUUCCUUUAUCCUAAAACAUUCCUUUUUUAUGGCCACUUAUGCUUGAAAGUUACAUACACAACAAGCAUCAUGAGUACUUAAUUUGCAUUAUGAUUGCUAUUAUCAUGUAAUACAUUCCUUGUGUUUGAUUUAUCUACUCAUAUUUUAUUGUUAUUUUUUUGUAAAUGUCAUGACGUAUGGCUCAACAGCAAAAGUGUAUGGCUCAAAGAGCAAAGUAGUGAGACUGCUGAAGUGACCCUUCAGAAUUGUGUACAUCUUGUAGUUUAUUAGGGAAAAGAAAAAUGUUUAGUCAAACUGAAAAGCAAUUUUAAUGAUGAUUCUUAAUUAAAAUGUCUUAUUGAGUUCAGGUUUACACUUACAACUUUUACCCCAAUUUUUCUAUUUCAUAUAUGUCAGUGCCUCACUGAGGUCCUUGCUUUUUAUAGAGGUAGAGUGUAUAAAACAAAUGUUUUAUGGUACGGCAUGUUUGGGCCAUUAAAUGAUUGGUACUGCUUGCGUUUUAAAUAAGGAUCUGGAAGAGUAUUGAUUGAUUGUUGAUCCAGUAGAAAAGUUGUAGUGCAAAAAAGAAAAUGUAAGAUUGCGCAGGUUAUAAGGAGCUAUGGGUGGGAAGCAACAGCUUGUAUUUUUUAUUUGUUUGUUUGUUUAAUUGAGCUUUUUAAUAAAAAAAACGUAUCAUGCAAAAACAUUAAUUUUAGAAAUAAUCGAAAUUAAACAGAUGUCUGUGGGUCUGUGGAAAUUGAAGCAUAAGUGAUGAAAGGGUCUGAAUGUUGGGUUUGUUUGGUUUAAAAUGGUGACCAAUGUUUUCCACUGUUUUGUUAUGACGCAAGCUCUGUUAUGCUGACCUCCAUGCCUACCCUGUCUCUUGUCCAGUCUCUGUGUUUGGUCAGUAACUGACCUGAAAUGCUCCUCUUUUCUGUGACCUAAAGUGUGUGCCAGAAUAGGGGCAUGCUUGUGUCUCUGUAAGAGUGAAAACAUGCAUGUGUGAAUCCAUGCAUUGACUGUAUGCAUGCAUUUGUACUUGAUUACAUGUAUGAGUGUGUGUGGGCUUUGUUCGCUGGCCUGAUUUAAGGUACAGUUAUGUUACUGAUCUGCACAUUUCCUUUCUUUUGUUUCAGUUCUUUAGAGCAUGUUUUUUUGUUAAUUUGAACCCUUUUCAAGUUAAUUUUAUGUUUAACAUGCCAUAUGUCUAUAUAAUUUUGUACAUAAGCACUGCACAUGUCAGGUUCCAGUGGAUUGCUUUAGGAUGGGAGUUAGAAUCUGUCAGCCUCCUCUGAAAUGUACAGAAGUGUUCUCUGUAUGUCAGUGUCUUUUCUUUUGUGAAAAGGAAUCUAAAGUAGACUUCUCUGAGUGUAAAGUGUUCUGUUCUCUGAGGAGAGCCAGCUCCCUCCUGUCUCUUUCACCUGCUCAGAGAAAAUCUCAAGUGGGACUUAAUGCAUGCAUGAAUUGGACGACAACCCCCUCCUCCCUUUCCUUUUCUUUUUUUUUUAUAAACAAAAUCUAUUUUAUGCACUCGAGGAGAACAUUUGAAACACUCCUCUACAAUGUUUAAGAUGAAUGCAGGAUCAAAACAACAAAAUAAAUGUAUAUAGCAAUGGAGAAAACAUGUACAUACAUUAUUGAGGUACUAUUAACUGAUAAAAAAUAAAGAAUGACUGGUAGU
This is a messenger RNA of Astyanax mexicanus (Mexican tetra), 5264 nucleotides long. It is a transcript of the gene dtx4b, whose product is annotated as deltex 4, E3 ubiquitin ligase b. The coding region runs from base 535 to 2736 and encodes 733 amino acids. Gene Ontology annotation, cellular component: nucleoplasm. Lineage: Eukaryota; Metazoa; Chordata; Actinopteri; Characiformes; Acestrorhamphidae. The transcript has 9 exons. Gene Ontology annotation, biological process: protein ubiquitination; Notch signaling pathway. The record is from RefSeq and is a predicted model, not a curated record. Gene Ontology annotation, molecular function: ubiquitin protein ligase activity; zinc ion binding.